AAUGAAAGAACAUUGUAUAACAGUGUAUUCGUAAGUGAUUACGUUGGGCGUCAGACUUGUUGGAAAUUGAUUGAUCGAGUUUAUCGAAAACAUUGUUUCUGUUUGUUGUGUUUUUCUGUGGCUCUGCCCGACUAGACUAAUUGUUCAGCCCUGUGGUAUAGACUGACAGUCCAGUAAUCGGAAGCUACUCGUUCGUUUUUUGGGAAACUGGCAAAGUGGGAAAUUGUUGCCGCUGCACUUAAGGUUUACAUUGAAACCCCUGGUUGUGGAGCGCUUAACGGAAUAUUGUUAGAGCGCAGGGCACGGAGUGCGUUCGCGUUCCUGGGAUGUGCUCAACACACCUAGCGGAUCGGCUUCCUUUGGAAGUUCGAGCCCAGUUGGCUCACUGUCUUCUGAGGAUCAUGAUUUUGACCCCACACCUGAAAUGUUAGUGCAUGAAUACGAUGAUGAGCGAACGCUUGAAGAGGAAGAACAACUGGAGGGAGAGAAGAAUUUCAGUGCAGAAAUUGCAGAUCUGGAAAAGGAAGGUAACAUGCCUUUAGAAGAGUUACUAGCCAUUUAUCGUUAUGAAGCCUCAAUGAACCCAGUUGCUGGUUCGAGUGUUGGUAGCUCUCCUGAAGAACUUGCUGAUGAGUUACCUGAUAUGACGCUAGAUAAGGAAGAAAUUGCUAAGGACCUCUUAUCUGGUGAUGAUGAAGAAACUCAGUCGUCAGCUGACGAUCUGACACCCUCAGUCACAUCGCAUGAAACUACAGAUUUUUUCCCUCGAACUCUGAGGUCAAACACUAUAUAUGAUGGGGAUAAAGAAUCUGAGGGAGAGGAGGAUGGAGUCAAUCCUUCUGAAGAUUCAAGAAAGGAAAUAAUGGUAGGGUCACUGUACCAAGCUGAAAUUCCAUUUCGCAUGUCCAACUAUGCUGCCGAAUACAAGGGUUAUGAAGGUGAAGACCAGCUACUUUGGAGCCCUGAUGUUUUGCCGGAAACUGAGGUUAAAGCAUUUUUGCUUGAAUCCUCAUUAAGAAUAGGUGAUGGGAAGACAGGGUGCUUGCCGGGUGGAGUGCAUGUACGAGACAAUGAGCAAGCUUUAUAUGAGUUAAUGAAGAGUAACUACAAUGUUCAUGAAGCACUUGAAAGGUACCAUAGCAAUGGUAGAUCAAUGAAAGAUGAAAUGGUCCCUUGGACAGAAGAAGAAUGCAGAAACUUUGAACAUGCACUUCAGAUAUAUGAUAAAAAUUUUCACCUCAUCCAAAAACAUAAGGUCAAGACAAGGACUGUUGCAGAAUGUGUGGCAUUUUAUUAUGUGUGGAAAAAAUCAGAGCGAUUUGACUACUUUGUCCAACAAAAUAGAUUUGGAAAGAAAAAGUACAGCAGCUACCCUGGUGUGACGGAUCUUAUGGAUCGCCUUGUUGAUGAAGCUGAGGGUUUAGGGGUAGAUGGUUCAUCUUCUGUGUGCUCAAGUAGUGGAAGAAUAGAGCCUAUUCCUGAGCAACAACUCAGCAUUCUAAAUUCAAUAACUGCGAGUGAUCUAACAGCUCUCACCAACAGUGUAGCAACUGUUUGCAAUUCAGCAGAUCUGGAUACCUACAAUUUUCCAGCGCUGGACAGCUUGCACAGAGGACAACUGAAUCACGUGCCUAUUGUAAAUGAGGAGCCUCUUAAUUAUACUACCAAUGGAGAUGCAGACUGCUUGAAUUUACUUGAUGCUGGAUUCUACCAUUCAGAUUUGAACCAAAUUAACAUGUGCAGUGAAGACUGUGAAAGGCCUGCAAAGAGAUUAAAAAUUGGCAUUUCUGAACCAUUCAUAAAUGACGUCUCUGUAAAUAACAUUGGUGUGGAUUUUGAAAACCAUACACAUCAUAUAACAAGUGCCAAGAUGGCAGUAUCAGUGGCAGACUUUGCAAGCUUGUCGUCAAAUGAUUCAAAUGGAUUCAUGAACUCUCAUACACUACAUCAACAUGCAGCUCUUCAGUCUGAGUGACUAGCAAUGGCACAUUACCAUUAAACUUGAUGGAAAACUAUCAAGUGUGUAUAUAUAUAUAUAUACUCAUUCACUGGAAGUUUGAACCUUUUUUACUAUGACAUCAGUGAUGUCUUUUAUCAUAAAGAACUAAAUCUUGAUUUCUCAAGAAUUAAUAUAGCCAUUUAUUUUUCAGUCUUAAAUGUGGAAGUGUCAUACAUUGAUCAUAUACUGAAGUAUGAAUUUAAACUGAAUAUUGUGGUGUGAGCUCUGCUGUUUUUUUUUUUUUUUGUUUUUUUUUUUUUUUUUUUUGUUGGGGGGUGGUUGUUUGAGCCUUGCAAUGACAUAUGGCCACAUUGCUAAACCAAUGACAAGGUUUUGAACCAUUUACCAUAGCUGCCAUAACAGCUUGUUCAUUUUAUAUGGGUACUUUGGAAUAUCAGUGUUUACAGGUACCACAACCAGACCCUGGCUAAUGUAGCAUUUUCUAUAAAUGGGGGUCCGGUCUUUCCUAUUUGAACACAUGCACAUCAGUGCUAAGACUUUCCUUUAAAGGCGCCUUCUGUACAUUAAAAGGAGCACUUCAGUUUACGGAGGAGUCGUUUGAUUGUGGUAGCAGGCGUCUGGACUGCAGCUGAAAAGUGGAAAAAUCAUCUGUCCUUGCAGCUAGGUGUUGUGGCUGCUCUACACCAAAAGUGGAACUUUGCUGCUGUUUUGUUUUCAUUUUGUUUUUAUUUUUUUAUUUUUAUUUUUUUUUUUAACACCUUGGAUAAUUGGCCAGAAAUUGAAUAGUGUCACUGUAUUCUUUUUGUUAAAAAAAAAAA
Polypterus senegalus (gray bichir) is the source of this 2778-nucleotide messenger RNA. Its product is annotated as mesoderm induction early response protein 3-like. Lineage: Eukaryota; Metazoa; Chordata; Cladistia; Polypteriformes; Polypteridae. The record is from RefSeq and is a predicted model, not a curated record. Bases 425 to 1975 code for a protein of 516 amino acids. The transcript has 13 exons. Gene Ontology annotation, molecular function: histone deacetylase binding; transcription corepressor activity. Gene Ontology annotation, biological process: negative regulation of transcription by RNA polymerase II. Gene Ontology annotation, cellular component: nucleoplasm.